Symbiodinium sp. CCMP2592 is the source of this 318-nucleotide messenger RNA. The record is from the annotation of a GenBank genome assembly. Lineage: Eukaryota; Dinophyceae; Suessiales; Symbiodiniaceae.
AUGGAUACUUUGUGCAAAGCAUCCGGCGGUGUGCGGGUGCAUGGAGAUUGCGAUGAGUUCAUGCAUCACGUCAUGCUGGCUUUGUUGGGGGAGGAGCAGUUCAAGGACUGGGAGGCUUCCCUGAGCGAGAAACACGCCCGGUACGCCUCCCAGCGCCCAACGGUUGGGAAACAACGGGGCGAUAUUUUCGCAGCUUGGCUCGACAUUCUCAGCCUGGAUUCUGCAAGUUGCAGCAUCAGUUCGUCGGAGCCAGCCUGCUUUGAGCACCGAGGUCAAGAAAGUUUGAUAUUCUUGCUGCUUGGAGUGAUGACGAGCUGA